This is a messenger RNA of Cladophialophora carrionii CBS 160.54, 1395 nucleotides long. RefSeq lists its product as uncharacterized. NCBI's taxonomy places the organism in Eukaryota, Fungi, Ascomycota, Eurotiomycetes, Chaetothyriales, Herpotrichiellaceae. The transcript has a single exon. Bases 1 to 1395 code for a protein of 464 amino acids. The record is from RefSeq and is a predicted model, not a curated record.
AUGCAGGCCACUUUCCCCCACCCCAGCGGUUCUUCGUCGCUGCUCUCAGCCUUUCGAGCCACAGAAUCAGAGUGGUUGGCAUACGCUUUCUACACCAAUAAGAUUUCUGGCAUCCUGAGCGGCGCUUUCGACGCGAACCUAUGGCAGAGGCUCGUGGUCCAAGUAGCCGACACUGAGCCAACCGUGCGGCACGGCAUUUUCGCUCUCGGGAAUCUUUUCAGACACUAUGGUGUCUCAGACGGCAUGUCAGAAUGUGUGUGCCCUCGUUGUCGACAAGCAUUGCGCCACUACAACAAGGCCAUUUCUUCCUUUGCGCAAUACAUGCAACGGCCACGCGAUCAGCUGACAAUUGAUGUGGCUCUGCUGUCUUGCCUGAUCUUCAUCUGUAUCGAAUCGUAUCGAUUGAAUGACAGGAUAGCAAUCUCACUCAUAACGAAGGGCUGUGGCAUGAUUGCGGAAGCCAUGCCCAGAGCACUGGCAACUCAGACCGUCGCGAUCGAUUCAGGGCUACUGAAUCUGUUCGACCGACUAUGGCUGCUUUCGAGUAUGUUCGGACAUCAUAUACCUCGUCCGUCACAAAGACCUGCUUCUCCGACAUCUACCCUUGGUCAGCUCCCUCUUGAGGGCACCAUUCAGACAGCAAGAGAUCGCUUGCAUGAGAUCAUAACACUCGUCCAAAGCCUCAGACUACGAGUAUUUCAGGCUCAAAUGAAAUCAAUGUCCGUCUCGGAGAGGGUUGCGACGAUAACCUCGCUCCAGCAAGAGCAACAAACCGUCUUACUUCUGUUGGAGAACUGGCAAAGCGGCCUGCAGGGCCUCAUCGACCGACAGGGACUGCACUCUUUCCGUGAUUCACAAGCCUGGUCCAUCUUGACCGUUCAUUGGCUGAUCACCAAAAUCAGGGCCGGCGCAAGCAUGGAUCCCUCAGAAAUCGACAGCGAAGAUCAGUCCGAAGACUUCAGGAAUCUCGUGGCGGUCGCUGAAGGAAGUCUCGUGCAGCAUCCCCAGGAAAGCGAGGCGAACGACUUCUCGUUCGAACCUGGUUUUCUUCCAGCCCUCUAUCUCACGGCGCGCAAAUGUCGAGACUCAGUCACCCGGAGAAAGGCUCUCGAGUUGAUGUCCCUUGCAAGCGGGAAGGAAGGCUUGUGGUACAGGUCUGAACUAAGAUGCAUUACCGCGAGAGUCAUCGAACUAGAAGAGGGUCUCGCCGUGUUGGGCUCACAAGACCAGCUGGGGACAGUGAAUCAGAAGCCCAUUCGCUUCUACGAUAUUCUGGCCGAUCUGAACUACCGCCACGGCGGAAGGACGUACGUCAACGUUACGUAUCUGAUGUACGAUGCAGACAGCGACUCGCGUUGGCGAACCGCGCGAGAGACGCUGACCAUUACGGAGUAA